UAUCGCCGGCGCGAAACAGAUGGGGAAAAAAGCAUCCGCGGAAUCUGAGUACCUUACCGUGUAGAGAAUAAGCGUCAAAACUCAACGUUCACCGAGAAGUUCAGUUCGUCCAAAAGACUUCUGGACAGAGGAUUUGAGGACAUUUUAAGUCUGCUCACGACUGGAAAAGCAGGGUGGGCCAUGCCAUUCGGCUGCUUAAAACCUGGCGAGAAGAAGGACUACAACAGUCCUAUGGAAAUUACAGACAAAUAUGAUCUGGGACAGGUUGUUAAAUCGGAGGAGUUCUGUGAGAUCUUCAGGGCAAAGGACAAGAAUACACUCAAAAUGUACACCUGCAAAAAAUUCCUGAAGAAAGAUGGAAGAAAAGUGCGGAAGGCUGCCAAAAAUGAGAUUAUCAUCUUAAAAAUGGUGAAACACCCCAACAUCCUCCAGCUGGUGGACGUCUAUGAGACCAGGAAGGAGUACUACCUCUUCCUUGAGCUAGCCACAGGUCGAGAAGUGUUUGACUGGAUCCUGGAUCAAGGCUAUUACUCUGAGAGAGACACCAGCAAUGUGAUCAGACAGGUUAUGGAGGCAGUCGCUUACCUGCAUAGCCUGAAGAUUGUUCACAGGAACCUAAAGCUUGAGAAUCUGGUGUACUACAACCGACUGAAACAUUCUAAAAUAGUCAUCAGUGAUUUCCAUCUGGCAAAACUAGAGAAUGGACUCAUCAAGGAGCCCUGUGGAACCCCAGAGUAUCUGGCUCCAGAGGUCGUUGGGAGACAGAGAUAUGGCCGACCUGUGGACUGCUGGGCCCUUGGUGUGAUUAUGUACAUUCUGCUUUCUGGAAAUCCUCCAUUCUACGAUGAAACAGAUGAUGAUGACUAUGAAAACCAUGACAAGAACCUCUUCAGGAAGAUUCUUUCUGGAGACUAUGAGUUUGACUCACCGUACUGGGAUGAAAUUUCAGACUCCGCUAAAAACUUAGUUUCACGUCUGAUGGAGGUAGACCAGGACCAGAGACUGACUGCUCAAGAAGCCAUCAACCAUGAAUGGAUAUCUGGAAAUGCUGCCUCAGACAAGAACAUCAAGGAAAAUGUAUGCGCACAAAUCGAGAAGAACUUUGCUAAAGCUAAGUGGAAGAAAGCUGUACGGGUCACUACCAUGAUGAAGCGUCUCAGGGCACCAGAGCAUCAAACAGCACCAGCAGAAGCAGCAGUGGCCAGGCCAGAUGCAGCCAACUCUGCAGCAGGGGCCCAGAAAUACCCCCAGGUUCCAUUGGAGGCCUCCACAGCCCCAUCGAGUACUGCUGAAAGCCACUCCGCAGGCACAGAGCCCCCUGCUGUGGAUGCUCCUCCUAGUAGCGACCCAGAGGCAGUGGCUGCUGCAGCCCAGCCACCAACUGAGCCCAUUCUGUAUGUCCCAGCUCCUGAACAGCCUGAUCCCACAUUGCGAUGCAACGGAGAGGCAUUAGCCCCACUGCCGCCAGCCACAGACACAGGAGAGGAACAGAGUGAUUAAUUAUGCUAAACCUCCCACCUGCUUUAAGAUCCUGCUGUAGAUAAGCAGCUAUAGCAUGCUAAUACUGUAUCUGCGGCACAUAGCAUUAAUCUUAACACACUCUUUCGCAAGCUACUUUAACAACACUCUGCUACUUUCCAGCAAGCAUUUGUUUUCUAUAAAAUCACAAAGGUGUGUGGCUCUUAUUGGAGGCUUUUAACACUUUGUAAUCUUUGCAUAAAAAGAAAAAACUGUUUUAUGCUUACAUUAAGCCAUGAUUGGGAACUUUAGCACAGAUCUGCAUAUUUGUUUUUGCAUAGAUUGCCAUAGCAAACAUAUCUAAAACUAAUAUUAUCAAAUUAAUAUUCUGUAACUUUUAAUUUAAUUUUAUUAUUUGUUAUUAUUUAUUAUAUGUUAUAUAAUGUAUUUUAUUUUAUUUAUUUUAUUCCAGUUGUUUGUUGACUCGGUUAAUUAGCAUUUUACCAAUCUUGCUGUUUUCCAUCGGCUUAGGGGCCGUUUACACGACAACAUUUUCAACUAAAAAUGGAAAACUUUUUAUGCGUUUUGGCUGUUUGUUUACACGACAGCGGUGUUUUGGGGCCUGAAAACGCAAACUUUUGAAAAUGGGUUUCAAAGUGCAAGUUUUUGAAAACGAUGCCGUUAUCGUCUCCGUGUAAACAUACAAAAACGCGAAUUUGUGAAAACGAUGACGUCAUGCGCACGCGUAUUACAAUGGCGGACUACAGGACUGUGUUUGUGCUGCUCAAGAUUUUGAGUUUAUUGACGCUUCUCCAGCAAAGUGUAGAUUUACUGCAUCACUACUACAAACAGUAUCGCCAUCUUCAUUGUUUGUAUUCACCGCUCUGUGGAAGAAUGUUUAUGUGCGCAGGCACGUAGUGUUUCUUUACAAAGUGACAUCGCCAACUACUGGCCUGGCAUGCAUAAUACAGCGUUUUUAGUCGUUUUUGCGGAUCCAUGUGAACGGGGAUCGUUUUGACAAUGUUGUCAUCUGUAUGCGAAACCUUUCAAAAAUGCAAAGGAAAAACUUUUCAGUUUUUAGUACAUCGUUGUCGUGUAAACGAAGUGGCCAAGUGAUCAGAGAACGAACCGCUUUUCAUUUCCUGUCAGACACUUUGGCUUUUUGUGGUGUAAAAUUUCUGUAAAUAGCUUACUAAUCUUAAACAUAGCCAAGAACAGCAUGCUUUUUCAGAUCUGCUGUAUAUGACAUGCAUGUUCAGGUAACUGAUGACAUUUCAGCUUUACAUAGAAACACUCAUUAAAGGUUGUUGGUUUAAGGGGAUUUAAAUGGAAAAUACGUAUGCAGCAUUCUGCAGGAACUAAGGCGGCUAAAUUCAUCUCAUAAUACAAAUGGAGAUUUAAUGGUUGAGACAUGUGGCCGAAUAAAUGGAGCAGAGUAGGUAAAAGUAACAAAUACCUCACAUCUGCUUGGUAGCUAGCCACAUGAAAAAGUGAUUUGUUCUUAGAAUAUAUUAUAAAAUCAUUUUCUUACGUGGUACAUGUUUUUAAUAAUAUACCUGUCCAUUUUUUAAGUAUAUGUAGAUCCACAUACAUAAUGCUUAGAUUUUCUUUUGAGGCGUCAAUGUACAGUACAUAAAAUACUGUGGCCAUUUUAUGCCAGCUUUGAGACCCUUUUGUUGGGUUUAGUGUAUUUACUAAUUUAGGAUAACUUCAUUUUUUCUUGAAUAUCCCUCUACUGAUGUAUGAUGCAUUUGAUUAUAUUGUGUUCUAAAACAUAAAAUGAGGUAUUAUUACUAUUUAACAGUCUUUUUUUAGUUAAAUAGAGCUUUUCAAACUGCAAAUUGGUAACAGGCAUCAGAUAUUAACUAAUUCAUUCAAAUACAGUAAUUUGUUAUAAUGCAUAUUUAACCAUUUCAUGCCCUCUUAAAAAACUCAGAGGUUAUUCCUUUAAGGCACACAAGGUCAGACUAUGAAAAAUAUCUGCAGAGAUAUUUAUCUGGAAGGUGAAAUAAGAACUAUAUAUUUUCUGCACAAUGAAAGUAUUUCUGCUGCAGUGAAAGUAUUUAUACCAUAACAUAACUCUAACCUAUCCCUUAAUACUAACCCUAAUAACCAAAAACCCUAUCCCUAACCCUAGUAACCCUAUCUCUAUCCUAACCUUAAGCCUAAAAGCCCAAACAAUCCUAUUAUACCCCCAACCCCUACCCCAAACCCAAUAAAUUUGUUUUGACUUGUACAACACAUUUUACAGGAUAACCUCUUUUUUUUUUCUCUCUUAUUUUAUAGAAAUGCCAUAUCCAUCGAAAUGCCUAUGGCCAGAAACAUACUUUAGGCUACACAAAUACACAAACACAGAUGGAAGCAUUUGGUCAACUCGUUUCCAACACGUGGUCCGUUUCAACAUACUUAACACACAUUCUUACCUACAAAAUUACCUUCAACAGUUUGUGCCAUAAAACCAUAUGUUAUUGUUCAGGUAAGUUGCUAUAAAUAUAUUGACUUUAACUAACUUGAUCAGCAAGAUUCUCCUCAAACUGUUGCUCUGUCAUUACAGUAGUUGGCUUGAAAGAGAAAACCAAGGUAGAAGCAGACAGUUCACACUAAUGGGUGUUUUAGUUCCCUCUGCGGCAAUGCUGAAAAUGCAACACAUACUUGUGUUGCGUUAUGAAUUGCGGUCUGACACAUUACAGAAUACUAAGAUGCAUGGAAUCGAGCUCUGCGUUCACAAACUUGCAAAGAGUAUGUUACGGGCCUAUCUCCAAUAGAAAUCUUGUCUUUCGCUGUUUUACUAAAUUUUUAGGUACUUUUUCAUUUAAUUACUGUAUAUGCUUCACUUUAACACAUGGAGUGUUGUUUUUCAUUUUGUGCUGUCACAAUACAUUUCUGAAAGGGUUAAUGUGUUUUUACUAUCUCAUUUUGAUUUUAGCACAGAGACAUGGGAGGUGAUGUGAUAUUACAAUAGCUUAAUCAGCACAAAAAGAAAGGUUGUCCUCUUAAUAUGAGCAAUAGCUAAAACUGUGAUACUGUGAUGCUACUCUCAAUGUCAAUGUCCAUGUUAACUAUCUCAAUCUUUGAUUGGUGUUCUCCAUUGAAAUGGCCCAUUGUCAGAAUUGGUGAUGUCAAAAAGGAAGGGCAUAGAUCAUGUUUACCAUGCCUUUUGAACACCAACUCAACUUCCUGGAUAACCUUUAGAUUUACUUUAAGGGGACAGCUUAAAGAAAUAGUUCAACGACAACAUAAGUUCUUGCUGGAACGAGCUUCUCUCAUAGCACUCGUGAACAUGCAGUGGACAUCAAAAUCUUUAUGUAAAAAAAUUAUGUAAAUCUUGGGUUGUUUCUCAAAAAAUCUGCCUUCAGAAGGCUUGUGAUAUGACACGAGUCGCAUGGGCUAAUUCAAUUACAUUUUUUAGUCAUUUUUUAAGCUUUAAAGUUAAUCACUUUUCACUGCCUCCAAUGGCCAACUCUUCGUAAUUGUUGUGCAGUUUUGUAGUUUUGAACUGAAGAAGGCCUUGAUAUACAAUUAUGCUCUGUCAGAGGUCUAAUGAUUUAAAGAUGCCACAAGGCAUGGUUUGUGAUUGUUUCAACUGCAGUUAGCUUUGGUAUCAUUUUGAUCUCAGAGAUCUUAUGAUUUUUGUGUCAUUGUCAUUUAAUUUCUUUCUUUUUUCAUAUCUCUUUGAUCUUAUAAAAUACAGAAUUUCUCAUACAUGUAUUUGUUCUAAUAUGAGAUUUAUUCUAUGUAAUUUGUUAUUCUGUCUUUACUUUUCACAUUAAACUACUGAAAGCUACUGAAUUAGUAAGGCCUGAAAUAAAAAAUUUAAAAAAUAAAGUCAUAAGCAAUGUUUUAUGUAGGUCUGAAAAUACUGAUUUUUAUAGCAUUCAUGUAUACUGUACUUUAACCACAACUAGAUACUGUGUAAAACAAUUCAAAGCAAUUUUUUAAAUAGUGCUUCACAAUUGCCUUUAGUGUUUGAUGUCUGUUGAUGUCCUCAUUCUCUCAGAUGUUCUUCUCAGUGUGGUUGACUAUGAACCUGUGAAUACACUGAGGACUGGCCUCUCUCCACUUUAACCUCAGCAUUCUUCAACUGACUUUCAUGCUUUUAAGGAAAAUAAACAUCCUGAAUGACCA
Messenger RNA from Myxocyprinus asiaticus (Chinese sucker), 5583 nucleotides. It is a transcript of the gene camkvb, whose product is annotated as CaM kinase-like vesicle-associated b. Gene Ontology annotation, cellular component: intracellular anatomical structure. NCBI's taxonomy places the organism in Eukaryota, Metazoa, Chordata, Actinopteri, Cypriniformes, Catostomidae. The record is from RefSeq and is a predicted model, not a curated record. Bases 181 to 1500 code for a protein of 439 amino acids. Gene Ontology annotation, biological process: peptidyl-serine phosphorylation. Gene Ontology annotation, molecular function: calcium/calmodulin-dependent protein kinase activity; ATP binding; calmodulin binding. The transcript is spliced from 11 exons.